AUCAUGUUUAAUUUAAAGUCACUGCAGAGAAACAAAACAAUCAAGUAUGGAGUUCCUAUGCUUCUGCUGGUCGUCGGCGGCUCCUUCGGUUUGCGGGAGUUUGCUCAGAUCCGUUAUGAUGCCCAGAAGAUCAGGAAAAGGCUGGAUCCUUCACUGGAGGCGAAGGUGAAUCCACAGAAGCAGGCGGUCAUACUGGAGGAGGAAUAUGAGAAGUUGAAGGAAAUUCAUUUAGACGAGUGGAAGAACAUCCGUGGUCCUCGUCCCUGGGAGGACUCCAGGGAGUACCAGGAGCAGCAGCGCAAAAAUCUCAGCAAAACAGACUGAGGCUGCGGCCCGCGCUCGCUGUACGCACGCACAGAAACACCAGAUCACAGAAGACACAGCAGAGCCCCACGGAGACGACGCCACUGAUGUUUGCUUAUCCUCCACGCUGCCUGCAGCUCUCAGCCUGUGUUGGACCCGAGUCCUUGGAAACGUUCUAUUGGAGUAAAUACUGUUGGUUUCUUCUGUUCGUAAAUUAUUCAGAACCACUAUUUAAACAUUACUGUUAAAAUCUGUUAAUUCAAUAAAAUGUGUUCCUAAAACAAGUUGAUCGGGAGUUUUACCAAACAGCCAACAGGUGGCAUUUCACCUCCAGCUCCAACGAGGAGAUUUUAUCAAUAAAUUAUUACUUUUCUUCCUAAAACCUAAAUUUGCUCCACGUUAUUUACCCAAAAAAAUAAAGAAAUUCCCAAAUAAAGGUCUGUUUACAAGGAUAUUGCAUUGAUUCACCUGCUUCAAAAUAGAAAAGAAUAAAUAAGAGGAGAGCUGUGCGUUUCCUCAGGCUUUCCAGGUCUCAGCAGUAAUCUGUUUCUCUGACAGUUAUUACUUCUCACUGCAGCGGAUUGAUUGUGUUUGUUAUGAAAAUAGUUUUACUUAUGCAUUUUUUUGUCAAACAAAACAAUGUAACAGCAUUUUUGCUGCAGGUUUUAUGACUUGGAUCUGUAGGUAUAUGUAACCUCUGGGUGAUUGACGAGCGGCAUGUUCGGCGGUGAAAUGAGCCGUCUUAGCGGCUGCUCUCGCCUGGAACAUUGUCAUAAAGAAACAUUUUCUAUGAUCACGUUUCUAUGAUGUUGGGUCAGAAAGUAACUGUAGCUCACCACACAAACCAGCUUCCUUAAACCAGUAGCUUCACUGUUGCUCCAUUCUGAAGCCUAUAGGUUGUUAAUUCUGUGGGAAUCUUUUUUUUCUUUAUAU
Messenger RNA from Cyprinodon variegatus (sheepshead minnow), 1236 nucleotides. RefSeq names its product cytochrome c oxidase assembly protein COX16 homolog, mitochondrial-like. The transcript is spliced from 4 exons. Bases 4 to 324 code for a protein of 106 amino acids. The record is from RefSeq and is a predicted model, not a curated record. NCBI's taxonomy places the organism in Eukaryota, Metazoa, Chordata, Actinopteri, Cyprinodontiformes, Cyprinodontidae. Gene Ontology annotation, biological process: mitochondrial respiratory chain complex IV assembly. Gene Ontology annotation, cellular component: mitochondrial inner membrane.